CCAAAGCAUCCUUUAUCUCUUCUGCUAUUUUCAGAAAACAAAAAAAAUUGAAAUAAAAUAAAAUUCCCAUUCCCACCAAUUAUAUAAGUUAAUCCUUCCAUGAAGAACCAAAGUGAUACAAAAACAAACAAACCAAAUAUCCCUACAAACAAGAAAAAAUGAAGAACAAACCAUCCUUUCUCUUCUUCUUCCUCUUCUUCUUCUCCUAUUUCCAUGCAAUUUCCUCCACCAAUCUAAUCCACCAAACCUGCAAAAGAUGCUCAAAAACUGAUCCAAACCUAAGCUACAACUUCUGCGUAGCGUCCCUCCAAUCCUCCCCAGAAAGCCGCGGCGCUUCAAAUCUUCGCCAACUGGGUUCAAUCUCAAUCAAGCUCAUCAAACGCAACGUCACCGGCACGAGGCACUUCAUCAAGGAGCUCCUCAUCAUCAAAAACAAGACGCUCACACCGUAUCAAAAAGCUUGCUUGAAGGACUGCAUGGAACUUUACAGCGACGCCGUUUCAACCAUUGAAGAAACCAUGGAAGCUUACAAGUCCAAGCACUAUGCGGAUGCCAACGUCGAGCUGAGCUCGGUGGUUGACGCCGCUACCAGUUGUGAAGAUGGGUUUGGGGAGAGAAAAGAUGUUGUUUCGCCAUUGACGAAGAGAAACAAGGAUGUGUUUCAGUUGUCUGCUAUUUCGCUUUCCAUUAUUAACAUGCUAAUAAAUUCAUUUGAGUUGAUUAAUUAGUUCAAUUUCGCAUUUGUUUGUUGGUUCCUUUAUUUAUUUAUUCACUCUUUGAGUGUGUUUAUUAAUUAGCCAUGUUAAUUGGCUCUCUAUUAUCUUUAUUUUUAUGCAAUGUAUUUUAAUUUAUUGUGUAGAGAAUUAUAUAUAUAUAUAUAUAUAUAUGAAAGUUCCUAGUAGUAGCAUAUUAAUAGUGA
Messenger RNA from Ziziphus jujuba (common jujube), 919 nucleotides. RefSeq names its product putative invertase inhibitor. The record is from RefSeq and is a predicted model, not a curated record. Gene Ontology annotation, molecular function: enzyme inhibitor activity. NCBI's taxonomy places the organism in Eukaryota, Viridiplantae, Streptophyta, Magnoliopsida, Rosales, Rhamnaceae. Bases 159 to 728 code for a protein of 189 amino acids. The transcript has a single exon.